AUGACACUCACUGAUUACAAAACCAUCAUUAAGCCUGACCAGGACACCCAGAGCGUCCCUAUGACCGCCCCACAGUUGGAGGGUACUGUCAUGGACAGAUUUCAAAUGCAUGGAAAGGUCACCGUCAUCACGGGGGCAGCUGGUGCCAUUGGAGGUGCUCUUGCUGAGGGAUUUGCUCAGGCUGGCUCCCACGUGGCCAUCAUGGAUUACAAGUACGAUCCCGAAAUCGACGAGCGUUUGUCGCUGACCUAUGGUGUCAAGGUUCAAUCGUACAGAGCCGACAUCACCAAUUAUGAGAUGGUGCAAGAUGUAAUCCAGCUGAUUUUGUCCGAGUUCGGCCAGAUAGAUACCUUCAUUGCCAACGCCGGUGUGGUGUGGACCACAGGCUCCAUCUUGAACGAGGAUUCCACUGUGGACAACUGGAAGAGAGUCUUCGAUGUUAACGUCCACGGCACUUUCAACUGCGCUAAGGUGGUGGGUAACUACUUCAAGCAGAGAGGCUCCGGUUCUCUUAUCAUGACUGCCUCCAUGAGUGGUCACAUUGUCAAUGUGCCUAACUACCAGACUUGCUACAACGCAUCGAAAGCUGCUGUGGUACAUAUGGGCAAGUCUCUAGCUGUUGAGUUUGCCGGCUUUGCUCGUGUCAACACUGUGUCUCCUGGUUACACGGACACGCCAUUGUCUAGUUUUGUUCCUACUGAACAAAGAGCUAAGUGGUGGGGUUUGACUCCUAUGGGUAGAGAGGGCUUGCCUCAAGAAUUGGUUGGUGCAUACUUGUACUUAGCCUCUGACUUGGCUACUUUUACCACUGGAACCGAUAUCCGUGUGGAUGGUGGCUACACCUCUGUAUAA
Messenger RNA from Sungouiella intermedia, 852 nucleotides. Lineage: Eukaryota; Fungi; Ascomycota; Pichiomycetes; Serinales; Metschnikowiaceae. The record is from the annotation of a GenBank genome assembly.